Daucus carota subsp. sativus is the source of this 1612-nucleotide messenger RNA. RefSeq lists its product as uncharacterized. Lineage: Eukaryota; Viridiplantae; Streptophyta; Magnoliopsida; Apiales; Apiaceae. The record is from RefSeq and is a predicted model, not a curated record. The transcript has 9 exons. Bases 705 to 1424 code for a protein of 239 amino acids.
GCGCAUACUUGGUCCAUCGGAUUUACUUUCUCAAUUUCCGCCCUACGAAAAUCAGCUCUCUCCGAAAUCAGUUUGCUCUCAAUUGCCCGAGUCUGCUCAAUCUCUCAGGUGCUCAAUUUCUCGGUGAAUCUCUCGACUCUCUCUCAAUCUCAAUCUCUCAGGUGCUCAUUCCCAAUCUCUGGGUCUGCUGCAAAGCUAGGGUUUUCAUCAAAUUCACUGGGUCUGUUCAAUCUCUCCCCGAAUCUCUCGGCUCUCUCUCUCUCUCAAUCUCUGGGUCUGCUGCAAAACUAAGGUUCUUCAUCGAAUUCACCGGGUCUGGUUCUUUGGUCGAUUGGGAAAUAUCUCGGAGAUUAUUCAGUGGCUGGGUUGUAUUUCUUUGCAGGGUUCUUUGGUCUGCUGCAAAACAAGGGUUCCUGUGAAUAAGUAGUUAAAUGAUAAAGAACGAGUAGCAGCAGCUAGCAUUGGAAUCCUAACCUUGUUUGCGCAGAUCACCACUGAUUCGAAGACCUCAUCAGGCCAAGUUAGCCAGAGUAUCACUUAUUCUAAAACAGAUUAUCAAGAUCUUCCGUAGAAUAAACAGUGACCUACUUCUGGACAGGCUUCAUUUUAUAUUUUUUUGAGUAAAUUUCGUGAUUAUUUACUAGUUCAAGAGAAGCAUUACUACCUAUUAUUUUUAAAUCGAAGAUAGAAGCUGAGUGUUUCCAAUGGCCAAGCGAAAGAAAAAUGCUAAAAAACCAGCUGCAUCUCCUGCGACUAACAGUUGUGAAAAUGACCCCAAGGAGCACGAGAUACAGGAUAGAGAAGAUGCUUUCAAUGACCAGGAAGUUCAACGUCAAAGUGCUGCAAUCAGGACUAUUCGUGAUGCUGAGACUGAACGUGUACUGACUGGAUUGCGUUUGCUGCGCUUAUAUUUCAACAAAGACCAGAUGCGAACUCCUGUGCUGCAAUACUUCAAGGAACACCUUCCAAAUCUGGAACACAUAGGGCAGGUGAAAAAUGGAAAUUAUGAAGUGCAAUGGAAGGCAAUGGAUGAAAACUUAUACACGGGUCAUGCUGAUGGAGGAAACAUGCAUGCUUACCUUUUAAAUCAGAUGUCCAUGGCUUACCCUGACUGCAAUGCUACAAUGCCAUCUUUAGGUGGUUGUGGUGUUUCCACUGAAACAGUAAAAACAAGAAUUCUUGGUGCUGACGCUCUGAAUAUCAGAAAAUUUAAUUUGGAGGAACCAUCAGAUACUCGGAUGCCUGGGUUUCAAGAAUCUGUCCAGACUCCUGGGGCUUACAGCCAGCGAUUGUCGUUUGGGAUGACACCGAAAUCUCGAAGAGUUCCAAAGCAUGGCGAGAUGCUUCUAUCUGUACAUGGAUCACCUCUUGGUGUCUAUAAAGAGGAUAGCAUGGAGGCAAUAAAUGAGUCGGGUGAAGAUUGAACGACGACAGGUCUAAUCAAAUUGGUCCAUUGGUCUUAAAGAUUACUGUAUUGGCCCGGGCUUGAGGCAGCUGAUAUGUGGCUUCUUUAUUGUAACAGCAUUUCCGUUGUACUUACUAGGAAGUUUAAUUUUUUGAAUGGUGGUAAAUUGUUGUCUGCUAAAUAUAGUCUCUGAAAACUCCUUGGGCA